This is a messenger RNA of Beauveria bassiana ARSEF 2860, 615 nucleotides long. RefSeq lists its product as uncharacterized. NCBI's taxonomy places the organism in Eukaryota, Fungi, Ascomycota, Sordariomycetes, Hypocreales, Cordycipitaceae. The transcript has 2 exons. The record is from RefSeq and is a predicted model, not a curated record. The coding region runs from base 1 to 615 and encodes 204 amino acids.
AUGAUUUUCGCUCUAGUCUUUGUCUGCACGCGCGUGUCGCAAAUUACGACCCUCAUCAUCAUGAUGGGCAUGCUCUCCUGGUUCGUCGACAAAUUCGUCACCGCCAACGUCCUGGCCCCGACCUCGAUCCUCAUCCUCUUCAUCGUCUCCGUCCUGGCCCUCGCCUGGGCCCUCUUCACCCUCUUCAGCUACCACCGCUCCUCGGCCAACGCCUUCUUCGUCUGCCUCAUCGACAUUGCCAUUGUCGGCGCCCUCAUCGCCGGCAUCUACUACCUGCGCAACAUCCGCUCCGCCGAGUGCGCCAGCGACCCGAGCCUCCCCCACCGCUGGACCAGCCAGCUCGGCGGCAACUUUACCGCCCUGACCUGGAGCUACGAGGGGCCCUGCCACAUGCUCAAGGCCAUCUGGGCAUUUGCCAUCAUCAACUGCAUCCUCUUUGCGUGGACCGCCUUUGCCGCGUUUAUGCACGGCGACCACUUCAGCGCCGUCGACGAGCGCCGCAUCAGGCAGCGUUACCACACGAGCCGGCACAGCCAGCGCCACCGCAGCCGUUCUCGCUCCAACGGCUCCCAUUACAGCCACCACAGCCGUCACUCGCGCCGGGUCUAUGUCUAA